Trichechus manatus latirostris (Florida manatee) is the source of this 4457-nucleotide messenger RNA. RefSeq names its product sarcalumenin (gene SRL). Lineage: Eukaryota; Metazoa; Chordata; Mammalia; Sirenia; Trichechidae. Gene Ontology annotation, molecular function: GTP binding. The record is from RefSeq and is a predicted model, not a curated record.
GCCGUCACGCGGUCAGCUCCCGCGUCCCUCACGGUCCAGGCCCGGCGGCUACUUGCCCUUGCACGGAGGUCAGAAGAGACGGAGGAUGUGAGUGAAGAAGCCCCAUUGCGGGACCGUUCCCACAUUGAGAAAACCCUGAUGCUGAAUGAGGACAAGCCAGCUGACGAGUACUCGGCCGUGCUGCAGCGGCUUCGAAAGAUCUACCACUCGUCCAUCAAGCCCCUGGAGCAGUCUUACAAGUACAGUGAGCUUCGGCAGCAUGAGAUCACAGACGCGGAAAUCAUUUCCAAGCCCAUGGUGCUGUUCCUUGGACCGUGGAGCGUCGGUAAAUCAACCAUGAUAAACUACCUCCUUGCGUUGGAGAACACUCGCUACCAGCUCUAUACAGGUGCUGAGCCCACCACCUCUGAGUUCACGGUCCUCAUGCACGGGCCCAAGCUGAAAACCAUCGAGGGCAUCGUCAUGGCUGCUGACAGCACCCGGUCCUUCUCACCCCUUGAGAAAUUCGGUCAGAAUUUUCUGGAGAAGCUGAUUGGCAUCGAAGUCCCUCACAAACUUCUGGAGCGGGUCACUUUUGUGGAUACACCAGGCAUCAUUGAGAACCGCAAACAGCAAGAAAGAGGUUACCCCUUCAAUGACGUGUGCCAGUGGUUCAUCGACAGGGCCGACCUCAUCUUUGUCGUCUUUGACCCAACCAAGCUGGACGUGGGUCUGGAGCUGGAGCUGCUCUUCCGCCAGCUGAAGGGACGUGAAUCCCAGAUAAGGAUCAUCCUGAACAAGGCCGACAGCCUGGCCACCCAAAUGCUCAUGCGGGUUUACGGUGCUCUCUUCUGGAGCUUGGCCCCUCUCAUCAAUGUCACAGAGCCCCCAAGAGUUUAUGUCAGCUCCUUCUGGCAACAAGACUAUAAGCCCGACACCCACCGGGAACUGUUUCUAGAAGAAGAGAUCUCCCUCCUGGAAGACCUGAACCAGGUGAUUGAGAACAGGCUGGAGAAUAAGAUUGCCUUCAUCCGCCAGCACGCUAUCCGGGUCCGCAUCCAUGCCCUCUUGGUUGACCGCUAUCUGCAGACUUACAAGGACAAAAUGACCUUCUUCAGUGAUGGAGAACUGGUCUUUAAGGACAUCGUAGAAGAUCCUGAUAAAUUCUACAUCUUCAAGACCAUCCUGGCAAAGACCAAUGUCAGCAAAUUUGAUCUUCCCAACCGUGAGGCCUACAAGGACUUCUUUGGCAUCAACCCCAUUUCCAGUUUCAAACUACUCUCCCAGCAGUGCUCCUACAUGGGAGGUUGCUUUCUGGAGAAGAUUGAGCGGGCCAUCACCCAUGAGCUUCCCAGCCUCCUGGGUAGCCUCGGGCUGGGGAAGAAUCCAGGUGCUCUGAACUGUGACAAGACAGGGUGUGGAGAAACCCCAAAAUCGCUAUAGGAAACACUAGAUUGUUGCGCGGCCAUUCUCGAGUUCCUAUUGGUGAAUGAGCUUGUGUCCUGUCUGAAAAGUCCUGGUUUAUUAACCUUUUGAGCCACACCGGGCGAGAAGUAGGCAUUGGAGAUUUGGGAUUUAACCGAGGCCGUGGGUCAGGGGAGGACAGUAGAAACUGUGAAUUAUAGUGUGCUCAUCUUGUUGCUUCAAUUAGGAGGCCUGAUUGAGGCGAGUCAGGCUACAGCUGCUUUUCCAGGGCCUUCUCUUGGAGGGACAGGGCACAGCUACAUUCUAGUAUGUACUGAUUAAUGAGGGUCAAAUCAGCUAAAAGCAGCUGAAAUUUUUCCUUAUGAGCUAGGAAGAGUGAAGACCUGAGUUACGGGGGCUCCUCAGGUCCAUUUUGGUUUCCUUCCACAGUCACAGUCUUCUGUUUGCUCCCCAGCCCUCUGCUGCCUCCGAAGUUCAGGCUGACUUUCAACAGUGGGCAAUCUCUUGGGUCUAACUCUUCCUGAGUUUUGAGCUUAUCCCCAGGACCUCUUCCCUGUUUCCUCACGGGGCAGGGCAGGGCAGUGCUGUAGGCUGCCAGGCCCCUAAGAGCAGGGGAGUCCCCAGGUUAGGAUAGGAGCUGCCUCCUCCACGGCCAGUUCUCUGAUGCAGACUUCCCAGCCAGGUGGAGCUGGUCCUGUUAUCAGCCCCAAGAGGAAUGGGAGUGUUCACAGUGUAUUCAGGUCACUUACUUUCUGGAAGUGACUUCAGUGAGAUUACUGGAAGGGCUCAGAGCGUUAGUUGGUUUGCAGUGACUUUUGUCUGUUGCAUGUCUUGGAAAACUCAGAUCCCAGAGGCGCUGGGUUUCAGAGGAAAAUGGAGGUCCUGCUCCUUUUCAUGCGGGACUUCGAGCAGCCAGCCUCUCCUGAAUUUCAGAGGAGACGUUUCCACGCUUUCUCUGUGGGAACACUUGGCGAAAGAAUCGUUUCUUCCCAGUUUUCACCACCCUGGCUUUUGCUUUCCUCCUCUUCUCCAUUCCCUGAUGCACCAAACACAAGGAACUUGGAGUAAUUUCAUGAGUCAGAACCAGCUCCAGCUACUCUGUGCCAUUGUUAACAUUCAGUUUCCCACCUGAACUAGAUACCGAUGUCCACGUCUCUGCACCUUGGGAAAGCCAGGCCUUCAAAAACCAGAGUGUGAAUAUGUGUGGAUGUUGUCCAAGAGGAAUUAGGGAGAUACCACAGAUGAGAGGGCGCAGAGAAGGACCUUCUCCUGGGAGAUUCCUGCCUGGCUGGCGUGCACAUGGAGAGCGGGGCGGGCAGAGCCUGGAGGGCGGCGCCUGGAGGUCAGCAGCAGCCUCUUGAGGAAAUGUGGAUGGGGGAGUGGUCUGCCCCCAUCUGGCUAGGGCUGCCUGGAGGGGCUUCUCUCAGCACAGGGCGUCAGUUGUCCUGGGGACUCAAAUACGGGGCCUAGCUCAGAAGGUCCUCCUGGACCAGAGCAGAGUGGAAGUGAAGCAAGGCAAUCUGAGAUUCGGGCAUUGGGAGCCAGUGGCCAUCAGAUUAGGGCCGCGCAGAGAACUGUUAGUGCUCUGGUCCAUGCUGCACGGUGGCUGCCGCUUUUGGCUCUGCAGAAGGCCUGGAACCUCCAACAAGAAAACCAGAGGCUGCACAGCCUCCAGGACACUCUAAGGAGGGAGUCAACCAGAGAAGGAAAGGGAGUGCUCUAAGGGGCAGUAAGGAGCCUGCUGACCAGGGGCUGAUGAGCUGGAAUUGCCUGGACUUUUCUUCUGAAAAAACCUAAAACCUUUGCCUUCUCUCUCCUUCAUUCACCCUCCUGGGGUCUGCCCUCCCACCUCUCCCCUUAACGUUCCUUAAUGCACAUCUGUGUUUCUCAGUGCAGUAAGGGAAGCAAGCGGUGGCAGCACUGUAUGGGCAUUGUCAUAGCUGUUGAUGUCACCUUUGCUUUGGGGAAGGUGGGUGGAAUGAGGCGAAUGAAUUCACACUAUGUUUAGAUUCUGGGGGCUGCAUUAUCGGUGUGCUCUUUGUUUCUUUCUUCGCCUUUUGCACUUUUCUUCCUCCUCCUAUUUUUCUGUCCAUAAUCCUCUUCUCUCUGAACUGUUUCUCUCCUCCUCACCCCUUGCCUCACCUCCUCCCUGCCUGCCCGCAGGCCUGUCACUCACUCAGCACAUGUACUAAGUGCUUGGUUUUGCCCAGCUCUGUGGAGGUGGAUUUCCAGCAGAAUUCUGACUCUUUGGGGAUGUUGGGGUCUGGGGGAAAUCUAGGACCCAGAGAUCCCCCAAGAGGAGAGCUGUAAGUAUUUGUGCCUCAACAGUUGCUGUUUCUCUACAGAACUGAACCUUUCUAGUGUACUUUUCAAUUCUGAUUUCAUCAGGGAGAAAGCCUCUAUAAUAAAGUUCCAGUCUCUCUUUAACAAACACUUCGUACUUUCUCACUGUCUCCAACCGAUUUAAUCUCUGUCUUUCUGUCUAGUAGAAUGUGCUGAGUUUUUAAGCUUCUUGGGGACAGACUGAAAACUUAUAAACUGCCCACUCUUGUUUCAGGUGUUCCUGCACCUUCAGCACACUCCCUCCUGCUUGUCACCUCCCAGGUGCUCAGAGAUGACUCGGUCCCUCAGCUGCCUGGGAAACCCAGGCCUUUGGUUGCAUGGCCUGAAACUUCAGGAAAUACUCUCUGCUCAACUCCUGAGUCUGUCAUUGCCACUGGCUCUUUUAAUAGAGGUUACUUGAAAUUUCUAUUCCCAGUUCAGGCACAGUUAAACCAUUUGGCUAAUACUACCACCCACACAGCUGCCUACCUGAUACGCAAAGAUUCUGGUGGAGGAGGCCAGCAAAUCUGCCCCAAGUGGUAAGGCUGGCCUCCCCACUUGGCUUCUCCAGAAAGCCGUCACCCUGGCCCCACGGUGUGGGUCUGGGCCUCCUGACUCUCCUGAGGAGUUCCACACCUUUUUUUUAUUUUUUGUUUUACUUUCGAUGAGGUUUACAGAACAAACAGUUUCUCAUUAAACAGUACACAUAUUGUUUUAUGACAGUGGUUAAU